Pseudopodoces humilis (Tibetan ground-tit) is the source of this 1352-nucleotide messenger RNA. RefSeq names its product chromosome 1 C1orf35 homolog (gene C1H1orf35). The record is from RefSeq and is a predicted model, not a curated record. Lineage: Eukaryota; Metazoa; Chordata; Aves; Passeriformes; Paridae.
CGCUCGGCGGCCGGAGGUCACCAGAAUCCCCCCGAAUUUGCCGUGGGGUGCAGUGCCAUGUUCGGCUCUUCCCGGGGCGGGGUCCGGGGGGGCCAGGACCAGUUCAGCUGGGAGGAUGUCAAGACGGACAAACAGCGUGAGAAUUACCUGGGGAACUCCCUGAUGGCGCCGGUGGGGCGGUGGCAGAAGGGCAAGGACCUGACCUGGUAUGCCAAGGGCAAGAAGGACACGGCUCCCUCGUUAUCCCGGGAGGAAGAGCUGGCUGCUGUCCGCCUGGCCGAGCAGGAGGCCAUGAUGGCAGCACUGGGCUACAAGAACUUGAAGAGGCAGCCUACGGGCCUCAGCAAAGAGGACCUGGCUGAGGUGUGCAAGAGGGACGGCGCUGAGCGGGACGACAAGGACGUGGAUCGGGUGGUGGGUUUGGGCAGCUCCAGUGGCAGUGCUGGCCGGGUGAUGCUUUCCAAGGAGGACAGAGAGGCAGCCAAGCUGGGGCUCUCGGUCUUCACGCACCAGAAAGUCUCCAGCAGCCCAGAGAUACCUGUCUCCAAGAAGAAGCAGGAAAAGGAGGAGAAGGUGGAGGAGAAACGACCUGAGAGCAGCAAAAAAUCCAAAAAGGAGAAAAAGAAGGAGAAAAAGAACAAGAAAAAGAAGAAACAUAAGAAGGAGAAGAAGAAGGACAAAGACAAGCAUUCCAAGAAGGAUGCUGCCCCAUCAUCCUCCGAUUCUUCCCCAGAUCGGGAUAAGAGGCACCACCGCAGGAAAGCGCAGCAGCACUCGGAGGCCCCGCGGCACGGCAGCCGGCGGCGGCAGGACACGGAAUCCUCGGCGAGCAGCGGCAAUUGCGGCCGGGGCCCCGCCCGCCAGCGCAGCCGGAGCAGGGACGGCCGGGGCCGCCACCCGUCCCCGCGGAGAAAGGGCAGGAAAAGGAGCAGGUCCCACUCCCCCCCGGCCCGCGGGGUGCGGCAGCGCCACGACACCGACUCGGAGGACUGAGAGGGAGCCUGGGGUUGUUUCAGGGAGAUCUUCCAGAGAUUUAUAUUUUUAAAGGUGAUUAAAUUAAAAACGCCGCAGCCCCGCGGGUGCAGGGGCAGAGUCUGGCAAAGGGCAUUAAGGUUUUGGUGCCAGCAGCCCUUCCUUGCCCGUCCAGGGGCAGCACCAGCGGGUGAGGGGGGCAGCAGGGCCUGGGCACCCUUCUCCUCACUCCCUAAAAUCCAUCUGGGCAGGAUUGAGCACAGAGGAUGCGCUGGGUGGGGACUGGCGCUGGGGUGGUUCUGGCUGUGGUGCUGAAAAUGCUGCGGAUACCUCGUGUUUAUGUACAGAGACUUUGGAAGAGAUGAUUAUUAUUAUUAUUA